Fopius arisanus is the source of this 1324-nucleotide messenger RNA. RefSeq names its product jumonji domain containing 4 (gene JMJD4). Gene Ontology annotation, cellular component: cytoplasm; nucleus. Gene Ontology annotation, molecular function: 2-oxoglutarate-dependent dioxygenase activity; sequence-specific DNA binding. The transcript is spliced from 3 exons. The record is from RefSeq and is a predicted model, not a curated record. Bases 62 to 1294 code for a protein of 410 amino acids. Gene Ontology annotation, biological process: positive regulation of translational termination; protein hydroxylation. NCBI's taxonomy places the organism in Eukaryota, Metazoa, Arthropoda, Insecta, Hymenoptera, Braconidae.
AUCUAGGGACUUUGGGACUGGUCCCUCCAGUUCCCCCAAAAAUGUGGGAUCAGCUGAGAGGAUGGAGGUUAUCGAGAUCGAUGAUAAAAACCCAAAAAAAUGGGACAAGUGCGACAAUGAGUGUGUAAUACUUAAUAAUCGAACUGUCAGCUCUUCCUUAACGUAUAAUGAUUUUUUUUCUGAGCAUCUCCUGCCAAAUUUGCCUUGUGUUAUUCAAUCGGGAAUUACUAAUGAGUGGACCUGUGCGCAGCAGUGGCGAAUCGAUGGAGCGCCUAAUUUCAAAUGUCUAAAACAAUUAUAUGGAGAAUCCAAAGUACCUGUAGCUAACUGUGGCAUAAAAUAUUACAACGCUCAAUUAAAAGAGACAAUGAAGAUAGAGAAGUUCGUAGAUUAUUGGCAAGAGUAUAGAAACAAUAAUUAUCCCUGCGAGAUGCCUCUGUUGUACUUGAAGGACUGGCACUGCCUGAGAGAUCACCCGAAUGCUAGAAUUUAUAAAGUACCAAAGUACUUCGGCUCCGAUUGGCUUAAUGAAUACUACCUCGCUCAUCCUCACCUCGAGGAUGACUACAUGUUCGUUUAUAUGGGGCCUAAAGGAUCGUGGACACCUCUUCAUGUCGACGUAUUCGCAUCGUACAGCUGGUCUGCCAAUAUUGUGGGAAAAAAACGCUGGCUACUAUUUCCUCCAGGCGAGGAAGACAAUCUCUGUGAUGCACGCGGUCAUCUACCCUAUGACAUCGAUUCACCAGACAAUAACAUACCUCCAAAACCUUUGAAUAAGUCUUUAGAAAUAGUCCAGGGACCCGGAGAAAUCGUCUUCGUACCUUCCGGAUGGCAUCAUCAAGUUUGGAAUCUAGAAGACACGAUAUCAAUAAAUCACAACUGGAUAAAUGGCUGCAACAUCUGGAAUAUCUGGCGAGAAUUGAAGAAGGCAUUGUUGGCAGUAAUGAAAGAGAUCGAGGACUGCAGUAACAUGGACAAUUGGCCAUCGCAGUGUCAAUUAAUUUUGAAGGCAUCGCACGGUAUGGAUUACCAGCAAUUCUCCCAAUUUCUCUGUUUCAUAAUCGAGAGACGUCUGGAGUCCCUGAAGACGAGAAAAUCAUGCGUCAGCUUUGACACGUGGCAAUUGGGUAUCAAUCACACUAUCUUCGACAUCCACAGGGCGAAAUCCGUGUUGAUUAGCCUCACGAAGGACACGAAGGAGAAAAAUAUCCGUGACAUUGUUUUAAUCGAUGGAAAAGUCGAGCAGUUGAUUCAACGCGUUGAGGCAACACUCAAGUGUAUGAAAAUUAUCUAAAUAAAAUAUUUUAUUCUGUACAAGCUCCAA